AUGUCUCAACGGGGCGGUGAAUACAUUGGAAGGAAGAACGUGAGCCAUUCAGGAUUCGCAUGCCAACCUUGGAGAAGCUCAGAACUUCCAAGUAACUUUAAAGCAACCAUAGAAGAAUACCUUCCGGGAUUCCCCGAUUUCGGUGAGUUCGACGAGGAGCACAACUUCUGCCGCAGCCCGGAUGAAGACAUCGCUCCUUGGUGUUUCAUUAAAGGAAGAAACAAUUUUACAUUUGAAUACUGUGACAUUCCCUUCUGUGAGAAUCAAGUUCAAGUUGGAGCCGAGGGGAUCGUAUAUCCUGAAUGCCGACUGACGGAGAAAGGAAAGGAAUAUGUGGGGACGAAGGAUGUGACUGAGACAGGAAAGCCUUGUAUUAAAUGGGAAUCUCAGCCGUACGACGUGCCUUGGGAUUUUUUAAGCAAGAGCGAUUAUGCAGGGAACUUUCUCAAUCUGGACCCAGAAAUCCACAAUAAUUACUGUCGGAACCCUUCUCUGUUCAGGGAAAGGCCGUGGUGCUUCGUCUCUGAUCCAGACAUCAAGUGGGAAUACUGCGACAUUCCUUUCUGUCAUAACGUCGGUGAGUCCCUCAUUGCAUCGUGA
This is a messenger RNA of Darwinula stevensoni, 600 nucleotides long. NCBI's taxonomy places the organism in Eukaryota, Metazoa, Arthropoda, Ostracoda, Podocopida, Darwinulidae. The record is from the annotation of a GenBank genome assembly.